GUUACAGUAUGCUCCCCACACGCUGUCGAUGUGCAAGAAAAAAUGACUUCCUGCGACACUUUCCAAGAAGAUGAUCCCAGCUUGCCGGUUAUUGAGCCGCAGCGUCCCAGGGCUCUGCUAGGCGCCGGCGUCACCUCGCACGUUGAGGCUAUUGACCAAAACACCGCCUUGAAAAAAGCCCCAUUAUGGGACAAUACAUACAUGGACAAUUCUGCCCUCAGGGACAUCCAAACUGAGCGCCUGAUUUACCAGCGGCUUGGUCAUCAUCCGCGAAUUUGCAAAUACAUACGGCCAGUACAUCGCGGGAUGGUGCUUGAACGGUUGGGCGAUUCAUUGCGCAAGCGGCUUGUCCUGACAUACCAGAAGGCGGGAGAAGUCCCAUCGCAUGAGCUGGCGCUGAGAUGGUCUAUUCAAGCUGCAGAGGGAAUUGCAUACAUUCACUCCAAAGGGGUCUUGCAGGGGGAUAUUGGUUGUUACAAUAUGCUUUUGGAUGACGAGGAUAAUCUAAAACUUUGUGACUUUGCCGGAUCCUCUAUCGACGGGUCCCCCACGACAGUGCUCCACGGCACGAGAUCCCAGCUAUGGGUGGAAUCCGAAAUUCCUAGCAAUGAUAAUGCACCACCCACGAUUGCGUGCGAGUUAUUUGCUCUUGGCUCUGCGAUACACGAAAUAUGGACGACAAGACAGCCGUACGAAGAGCUGGAGGACAACGAAGUGGAGAAAUGUUACAAACAAAAACAAUUUCCAAUCAUUGACCUGCCUGUUUCUGAGAUUAUCUACAAGUGUUGGUUGGAGCAGUACACGGCUGCAGAUGAAGUGGUUGCCGAGCUGCAACAGUUGCAGAAUAAUGCGACCCAGAACUCCCACGAGAAAGCGCCUCCCAACCUCAAGACGGAACCCGAAUCCGAUUCACCGUUAACACAUAUCUUUACCACCAUAACAUUCAUCGCCUUCGUAACCGUUACCGCGACCGCCGUGAUUACCGCCAGACUUUAUCGAACAAGAAUGGCGUGAACCCGCGAGUUCACUUCGUCUAUCCGUACGUCUAGACAUCACUUUGUUUAGCUUAGACCUGGCAAAUUCAUCCCUUGUCACUUACGAUUCUGAGCUCCUCUCGUGUGCCCUUGCAAACUGGGCAAUCUCCUUUUUGGGUUGUCGAGCCGAAGAGAGCCGAUGUGUCUGGAGUCGCAUCGCGACAAUGACGAUACGUUCCUAUGGGGUUUGAGUUGUCGCAAAUGCUGUACCCCCUGUUUGUCACCUUGUGCUUCGGAUCUUGUUGGCAAUCUUUGUAAAAGAAAACUGUAUCGAUAUAGGUGCACAUCGUGAAUUUCAGGUUGCUUUUUAGUUGUUUUAAAAGUUUGCUCGUAUUUCAAUUGUGAAGGAUAUAGAUAAAAGUUUAAG
Molecule: messenger RNA, 1401 nt
Organism: Coccidioides immitis RS
Lineage: Eukaryota; Fungi; Ascomycota; Eurotiomycetes; Onygenales; Onygenaceae
Product: serine/threonine protein kinase
Exons: 1
Coding region: 43-1014 (323 amino acids)
Biological process (GO): protein phosphorylation; signal transduction
Cellular component (GO): cytoplasm
Molecular function (GO): ATP binding; protein kinase activity
Source: RefSeq, a predicted model, not a curated record